Messenger RNA from Gambusia affinis (western mosquitofish), 1118 nucleotides. RefSeq names its product kallikrein-14-like. NCBI's taxonomy places the organism in Eukaryota, Metazoa, Chordata, Actinopteri, Cyprinodontiformes, Poeciliidae. The transcript is spliced from 6 exons. Gene Ontology annotation, molecular function: serine-type endopeptidase activity. Gene Ontology annotation, biological process: proteolysis. The record is from RefSeq and is a predicted model, not a curated record. Bases 67 to 843 code for a protein of 258 amino acids.
GAAGUUGUGAACAGAGUUUAAAAGCUGCUGCAGGACUGCAGACAUUCACAAGAAGCUGGACCAGCAAUGGCUCUGCUGAAGGUUCUGCUGCUGCUGGGGCUGGGUGUUGCAGUGAGCUCAGUGUCUCUGCAGAAGAGAAUCAUUGGCGGUCAGACCUGUAGAGACGAUGAGCGUCAGUAUCAUGUGGCUAUCUUUAUAUCUAAUGGAAAAAAGCAUUUACUGUGUGGAGGAUCUCUGAUCAGUGAUCAGUGGGUUCUGACUGCAACUCACUGCUGGAUGUCAGAUCCAGGAUGGGUUAAUGAGGCUCAUGUAGGAGUUCAUCCUAAAACAGCUGCAAAGACGACUUAUACAAUCACUCAACGUGAAAUUUAUACAGACUGCAACGGUCGUUUACAUGACAUCAUGCUCCUGAAGCUGUCAGAUAAAACAACAAUCCGACCAAUCAAACUACCUGACUGUCCAGAUACUCUCCUACUCGGCACCAAGGUUCAGAUUGCAGGUUAUGGACCAAAAAGAAUUGGCUUUUUCAACAAAAGAAUCAAAAGUCGAUCAAAUGAUCUUCAGUGUGCAGAGUUAAAGAUUGAUAAAAAUGAAAAGCUGCAAGAGGCACUGGCCAGACAGAAGUGCUUUCAGUACAGUUACCAGAAUUGGUACAGUGUGAAAACCACCAAGAAGGACACAUCUGUUGGCGACUCUGGUGGAGGAUGGGUGUUCAGGAACAGGCUGUAUGGCGUCCAGGUCUUCACUGGAGAUCAUAUUUAUGCACACGCUGCACCAGCUGGUUUCAUGGACGUCUGUGCCUACAAGAAGUGGAUAGAUGACACAAUUAAUUCAAUUAUAUAACCAAAGAAAUCCUGGGUUUCCCAGUGUGUGAAUUGUGGCUAAAUGCAUAUGUUCCCAGCAUCACAAGAUGACAAAAUUUGUCAAUCUUUAAAUUUCAGUUUUCACUUGAUUCAUUUUCUGAUUUAUAGCUGAACUCCUUGGGAAUUAAAAUUAUUGUGCACAAGUGUGCACAAACUGUGUUAAAAUAUUAUUUCUCUAGUGAAGCUGCUGUUUUCUUAAUAAUCGGUAAUAAUAUCCACUGUCACAUGACUAGAAAAUAAAUGUCUGUAAUCUGA